Brienomyrus brachyistius is the source of this 4133-nucleotide messenger RNA. It is a transcript of the gene slc71a2a, whose product is annotated as major facilitator superfamily domain containing 14Ba. The transcript is spliced from 12 exons. The record is from RefSeq and is a predicted model, not a curated record. Gene Ontology annotation, cellular component: membrane. Lineage: Eukaryota; Metazoa; Chordata; Actinopteri; Osteoglossiformes; Mormyridae. Gene Ontology annotation, biological process: transmembrane transport. The coding region runs from base 382 to 1809 and encodes 475 amino acids. Gene Ontology annotation, molecular function: transmembrane transporter activity.
UUCCUGUUCCGAUCACCAGGAAAUGGCGCUUAAGACUUCUCCGGAACUGAUCUGGAAUCGGCUGGCUCGAGUUCGUGCCGCUUAAAUCGAUUUUGAAAAUCCCUUUUAGCGAUCUCCGAUCAGUCUAUAGGAGGCCGCCCACAGCAGGAAUUCGGCUUUUUAUUACAACAGCUGUGCCACAAGAACAACCGAGCAGCGUCGGUGUUGCUCACCCUUUCGAAUUGUAUUCUAAGCACAGUAUUGGCUAGCUAGGUGAAACCCGAAGGCAACCUGGAAGAAGCAGGUGUACCCAAGAUAUCCACGCAGCAUGGAUUUUGUAUAACUACAGCAAGAUGUGAGGAACUGACCCAGGAAACAACCGAGAAGGCGACCAACCGCAUUAUGUUGGUCAAAAGGAUUAUAAUGAAAGAUGGGAGCACUGGUGUGGGCAGUGCUAGUGUUACCCAUGCUGUGGUGGUCAUUUUCCUAGAAUUCUUUGCCUGGGGACUGCUCACCACACCUAUGCUGACCGUUCUACAUGAAACCUUCUCAGAACAUACGUUUCUCAUGAAUGGUCUCAUUCAAGGUGUAAAGGGCCUGUUGUCCUUCAUGAGUGCUCCACUCAUUGGCGCCUUGUCUGACGUGUGGGGCCGGAAGCCUUUCCUGCUGGUCACGGUGUUUUUCACCUGUGCCCCGAUUCCACUCAUAAGAAUAAGUCCCUGGUGGUAUUUUGCCAUGAUUUCUGUGUCUGGGGUCUUUUCUGUCACUUUCUCUGUAAUAUUUGCAUAUGUAGCAGAUGUCACUGAAGAACAUGAAAGAAACACAGCAUAUGGAUUGGUAUCUGCAACAUUUGCUGCUAGCUUGGUUACCAGUCCAGCAAUUGGUGCCUACCUCUCUGAUAAUUAUGGAGACAAUCUAGUGGUGCUGGUGGCCACAGUCAUUGCGCUUGUGGACAUCUGCUUCAUCUUACUGGCUGUGCCAGAAUCUCUGCAGGAGAAGAUGAGGCUUACAUCCUGGGGAGCACCAAUUUCAUGGCAGCAAGCUGACCCCUUUGCUUCCCUAAAGACAGUGGGGAAGGAUUCCACAGUUCUGCGCAUGUGCAUCACAGUAUUCCUGUCCUAUUUACCGGAGGCCGGACAGUAUUCCUGCUUUUUCUUGUACCUUCGACAGGUCGUUAACUUCUCAUCCACAACUAUUGCAGCAUUUAUAGCAGUAGUGGGCAUUCUUUCCAUCUUGGCUCAGACAGCAUUCCUGAGCGUUUUAAUGAAAUCGAUCGGAAAUAAAAACACGGUGAUGCUCGGCCUUGGGUUUCAGAUGCUCCAGCUAACUUGGUAUGGUUUUGGAUCAGAACUCUGGAUGAUGUGGGCGGCAGGAGCUGUGGCAGCCAUGUCCAGCAUCACCUUCCCAGCUGUGAGCGCGCUGGUGUCCCAUUGUGCAGAUCCCGAUAAGCAGGGUGUGGUGCAGGGCAUGAUCACAGGCAUCCGAGGGCUGUGCAAUGGACUGGGGCCGGCCCUCUUUGGUUUCAUCUUCUUUUUGUUCAACGUCAAGCUGAACGACUUGCCAUCCAUCCAGAAUGACGUGGCCUCCUCCUUAGAAGACCCCACUAAGCAGAGAGCGUUAAUUCCCGGGCCUCCCUUUGUCUUCGGAGCGUUCUCCGUGCUCCUGGCCUUCCUGGUGGCAAUGUUUAUCCCGGAGCAGCACGCUCUGGCAGCGAAUGCCUGCAAUGCCCGCAAAAACAGUGGCAGCGACAGCAGCACGGGGCAGACCCACAACCCCCUCCCAGGCAGCGAUGAUGACAUCGAACCUCUGCUGCAGGACAGCGGUGUGUGACGGAGCCUCCCCCCCCCCCACAAGGAAACGCAGAAGCUCUGACCUUCCAAGACCAGUAUAGCUGCACAUCAGUUCACAUUCCUGGCUAGGAACGUUUUUAAAAAUUAUUUUGCCGCUUCAAUGAAUGAAUUUUUUCCCCAACUUUUAUAUAUUUUUUUUAAGUAAUACUGUUUAAAUAGGUCGAAGAGAGACUGGGGAAAUACAUGUGGGGAAAGAUGUCCUCUGACACUAUAAGAAUGAAAGAAUUGUAUUAUACUAGUUCUGUGAAACCCUAUUUAAUCAGAAAUGGUUGCUUCUUUUUAAUGACUUUCUGGAGGAAGGCUGUUGCAAUAUACAGGUUCAGUAUGAUAAAGCAAAGAAAUUGUAUGUUACAGAUCAAUCUCAUUUCAUAGGUCUAUUAAUAAGCCUUACGACAUUUAUGCAGUGACCUUUUAUUUUUUAUGUAAUGGACUGGAACACUUAUCUUUACGCCUAAUAAGUGCAAAGGCAGUGGUCUUGAUAGUACUGCUCACAUAGUUCUUGAGUUUGUUACUGUAGGAAAUCGUGGGGGAUCUUUUCCCACUUAAGUGUUUUUCACCCUCGUUAGUAGGGUGAAAGGCAGUAACAUUCUUCAACUGGUGGUAUAGAUGUUUACUACAUUCUAUGCAUUGGUCUUAUUCUGUACUUUGUGAGACAUGGGCCCGCGCAGCAAUUGCGACAUGAAUUUUUUGUAUAAUUGUAACUUGUAAUAUAUGAUAUAAAUUAUGAUCAACUUCUAUUUAUAUACACAUAUACCGUAAAUAAUGAACAUAUAAAACAAGUAUACAAAACUCUUGGUCAAUAUUAGCUUAGUGAAUAUGCUUUUUAUGGAUUUUAUUUAGCCUUUUUUAAUUGUGGACAUUUUAUAAUCUGAAAGAAAUCAAUCUAAAGGCAGUGUUUGACAUGGAAGCGCAUUUAAAUGGAGAAAUAAACUUUUUCAUCAUAUGGCAUUAUAUCCUACUGCUGCAUAACUCAUCCCCCUUAUCACCAGCCACCACUGGCUCACUGGUUCUCCACCUUUUCUACUUUGUUGCUUUUGAUCUUUUCAAAGAAAUGCAUAUCAGUUCCCUAUGCACAUACAGAGACAGUAAGCAUCUCUCUGUCUGCUUUGGAAGCGGAGAGUUUACAGUCUGUUCCUUUUUAAAGGGUAUUAUGAAAUAUUUACAAUAACUGAUUAGCAUUUAUGGAUUGUUUAAGCAGCAGCUUGGUUUUCUGUCAAUUUCUGCCUUCCCCAAAACUUAUUGUCUGAUCUGUAUUGUUUACCGAAAGUGAUUCUUGGGAGUAUGAUUUGUGGAGUACUUUGGCCACAUGUGAUUUCUCCCUGGAGUCACGGACAAAAAUAUGAGGCUUUAAUUGAUGGUUACACUCCAAUCCACUGCAAUGUACAGAUUGGAUCUGUUAAUAGCAGCGAAUCUCCCUGAAUUCCCAGAUGUGUCCUAAAUAGUCAUGACAUGCCACUCUGUUACAGAACUGUGUCCAUAAAUGGUGUUUUUUUUAGAAAAAGUUUACCCGUAUAAUGAAUUGCCUCAUGGAAAUGUAAAGAGAGUUGUGUUUUAAGUACCUUAGUAAUACCUGUUCGAUUGGGAUGUAAGCAGAUCCUUUUGCCGUUUCUCCAGAGCUCGCGAUUACCCUUUUAUUUCACCAUGUUCAGUUGUUGAAAGUGAGCGUAAUACACAAACUUGCUAUAAACUCUUGCUGUUCAGAAUGUUUUUAAGAGAGAUUAUGCAUUCACCAAAAAAUGAUGUCAAAUGAUAUUCAGCUGGAUUCAGGUUACAGUGGCUAUUUUUGUAUAAUACUUGUAACUACAGUGGAAUAAGUGGGUAUUUUCUUUUUCUGUCUCCUAAGAAGUAUUUAAAAGCAUAAUUUAUUAUACAUUUCCAGAAAAAUAUAUUUUUGGAACAGUUACAUUUAUUACCCCACAACAAUUCUUCAAAUCUUUUGACUCUUUGUAUGAUUCUCUUGCAUAUAUGAAGAUUACGGUUCAGCAGUCUUCAGAUAAGCAAGCAAGUCUUUUGUUCAAAAGAACCCUAACUCCCUCUAGUGUUGCGUUUGAUAAUGUGUUCUGCAUUUGCAGAGUACUUGAUUGAUGGAUUUACUUUUUUUCCAUUCUGCAUCUCUCUGAAUUAUAUUCAAAUGUGCCUAAUGUGUGAACAUAUUAUUUUUAAGAGUAAAAAUAUUUAUUGGUGUGUACAUGGGGCAGAUGUUACUGCAAAUGAUGUGUACAUGGGCUACAUAUUUGUAAUUGCUAUGUUUUUGUCUAAUAGUACUACAAAUUAGUUGCAAUAAUAAAGUAUGUUUUAAAAUAA